Messenger RNA from Scomber scombrus (Atlantic mackerel), 2595 nucleotides. RefSeq lists its product as uncharacterized. Lineage: Eukaryota; Metazoa; Chordata; Actinopteri; Scombriformes; Scombridae. The record is from RefSeq and is a predicted model, not a curated record.
AUGAGAGAAGGAGACAACAAAGCCCUUGGAGUUGGGUACCUGGUCGAAUCUGACAAACUGUAUCUCAUGACUUCAAUCAACUUCUCAAAGAGAAAAAAGAAGAUGAGAAUCAGCCAAAAUCUUCCUGGGAAAGAGGUAAGAGAAAAAACUCCAAACCCACUGACUAGAAGACAACUUCUUAGCCAAGUGGCUAGCCUGUAUGACCCCAUAGGCCUUGCAACACCUACCAAACAAAAGGGAGCCAUUCUAGUCAGAAGAGCUUUUCAGGAAGCUGGAGGCAAAACUCUAACACGAGACACAUGGGACAAACCUCUGUCUGAAAGACUUAGAGAAGAAGCUAUCCACCUGUUUGAGGAAUACACACGGCUCAACCAAAUCACCUUCCACAGAAGCCUCACACCAGUCAAAAGAAUUGGAGGACCCUGGGGAAUAACGUUCUCUGAUGGCAACCACAUCAGUGGUGGAACCCCAGCCAAGCGGCUGUGUACCUACCUGGCAAAGAACAUCUACAUCGAUACAUCAGUCCAGAAAGGAGGCAUUUCCGGAAUGUCAGGAUGUCUGGAGCAUACCGGUGUGGUGACACAGCUUAUUCGGGAGGCCAGAGAAAACAAAGGCAAUUUGUCAGUGCUGUGGCUUGAUUUGGCAAAUGCUUUCGGUUCCAUUCCACACAAGUUGGUCCAGCUCACCCUGGUGAAACACCAUGUACCCAGCAGGUGUAGAGACCUCAUCGCUGAUUAUUACAACAACUUCAGCAUGAGGGUCUCUUCAGGAGCAUUAACAUCCAGUUGGCAUAAGGUGGAGAUCGGUAUCAUCACAGGGUGUACUAUCUCUGUGACGCUGUUCUCCCUAGCCAUGAACUUGCUCACCAAGUCUGCUGAACCAGAGUGCAGAAGGCCCCGUUCAAACUCCGGACAACGGCAACCACCCAUCAGGGCAUUUAUGGAUGACCUCACAGUCAUGACAGAAUCAGUCCCAGGCUGCCGGUGGAUUCUGAAGGGGCUCGAGAAGCUCGUGGGGUGGGCCCGGAUGCGUUUCAAACCCAUCAAAUCCAGAUCAAUGGUGCUGAGAAAAGGGAAGGUGGAGGACAAGUUCCGGUUCACCAUCACAGGCACAGCCAUCCCAACCAUCACAGAGAAACCAGUCAAGAGCCUGGGGAAGGUUUAUGACUGCUCUCUCAGAGACACUACAUCUAUUCAGUCAACCUGCACUGAGUUGGAUGGCUGGCUGAAAUCCGUGGACAAGUCUGGCCUCCCUGGGAAGUUUAAAGCCUGGGUCUACCAACAUGGCAUUCUUCCCAGGAUCCUAUGGCCCCUCCUGGUCUAUGCUGUCCCUAUCUCGACAGUUGAGACCUUGGAGAGAAGGGUCAGCAACCACCUCAGGAGAUGGCUUGGCCUACCAAGGAGCCUGAGCAGCAUCGCUCUCUACGGAAAUUCAAACAAACUGCAACUCCCUUUCAAAUCCCUGGAGGAGGAAUUUAAAGUAUCGAGAGCCAGAGAAGUGGUUCAGUACAGGGACUCAAGUGACCCGAAGGUGGCUAAGGCAGGGAUCCAAGUGAGGACUGGCAGGAAAUGGAAGGCAGAGGAUGCAGUUCGAGAGGCUGAUGCAAGGCUGCGCCAAAGGAGCCUGGUGGGAGUGGUCACACGAGGCCGAGCAGGGCUAGGUUCCUUUCCAACUCCCCAAAUCAACACCAGGGGGAAGGAAGGGCGACACCUUGUCCAGGAGGAGGUGAGAGCAGCAGUGGAAGAGACGAGAACCUGCAAGGCAGUGGGGAUGAAGCAACAGGGAGCUUGGACGAGAUGGGAGAACGCGGUCGAGAGGAAAGUGACCUGGGCAGAGCUGUGGAAAUCUGAGCCUCACCGCCUUAAAUUCCUCAUCCAGGCAGUGUAUGACGUGCUUCCGAGCCCAUCCAACCUGCACAUAUGGGGCAUAGCAGAGACACCAGCAUGCCCACUGUGCUCCAAGCGAGGAACCCUGGAACACAUCCUCAGCUGCUGCACAAGGGCACUUGGAGAUGGACGGUACAGGUGGAGGCAUGACAAGGCCAUUGCGGAAGCCAUCAGCACAGGCCUGGAGUGGGCAAAGCAGUUCCGUCCCUCCAAGAAAUCCAUCACCUUUGUCAGAGCUGGAGACAACCCAACUCCAGUCAGACGAACAACAUCUGCAGGCAUUCUCAUGUCUGCAAGAGACUGGCAGUUGUUGGUGGAUCUCGAACACCAGCUAAAGUUCCCCAGCCAUAUUGCUGUCACCACUCUGCGACCAGACAUAGUUCUUGUCUCGGAGUCCACCAAGCAAGCAGUGCUGCUGGAGCUGACAGUCCCGUGGGAAGACCGCCUGGAAGAAGCCUUUGAAAGGAAGCUCUCCAAAUACUCGGGACUGGUCAGCGACUGCCAGCAGGCUGGCUGGAGAGCAAGGUGUUUCCCUGUGGAGGUUGGAUGCAGGGGUUUCGCAGCCCGAUCAUUGGCCAGAGCCUUCAGUAGCUUAGGCAUCGAGGGAGAGAGAAAGAGGAGAGCCAUCCGCAGCACCACCGAAGCGGCAGAAAGAGCCUCAAGAUGGCUUUGGCUCAAAAGAGGGGAGCCAUGGAGUCAUGGUAGUUAG